Molecule: messenger RNA, 2088 nt
Organism: Magnolia sinica
Lineage: Eukaryota; Viridiplantae; Streptophyta; Magnoliopsida; Magnoliales; Magnoliaceae
Exons: 13
Coding region: 280-1869 (529 amino acids)
Molecular function (GO): syntaxin binding
Source: RefSeq, a predicted model, not a curated record
AGGCCAUCUGAUCCCCACGGUGGGACCCAGCUAAUGGGCCGCAUGGAUCUCAUCCACGUGUACCACGUUGGCAAGCAAGAGAGGAGAGCUAGAAGAAAACAAAAUUGCACUUGCAAAGGAGAAAAGGGAAACGACUACGCGCAUUUCGCAUUCUUCCUUCGAAUGCAGCAGCAGCAGCGGCAUCUCUUUCUAUUCAUGUGAGAUCGUCCCAUCGACCUUCCUCAGCUCUCAGGCCAGGUUCUCCUUCCGUUUCCUUCUGCUUCACUGCUUAUUGCUAUAAUGGAGCACUCCCCUGCGAAUCAACUCCCAGAAGCAGACUCCUUGCCCGAUGGCUUUGUUGAAAGCUCCAUGGAUCCUCCAAGUUCUAUAUUGGUGGAAACAGAGAAGCAUCAGGAGCCAUUGGAUUACAAGGUGAGUACCUUACUGGAACUUGGGCAUUCAUCAUCGGUAGACUGUUCUACGGUGGACCUGCCACCACCAGAACAUGAAUGCCCGUACCCAGUGGGCAGUGAUGGGAUCCAUUUGUCUGGUAACAAAGAAGCAGCCGAGAAGACAGAGAAGCCUAGGACAUUUCCUGUCACUUUGUUUGAGAAGGAUAGCGUUGAAAUGGAUGGGAAUUUAGUGGUUAAUGAUGAAUCUGUUACGCCUGAAGUGGACCGUAACCCUCCUGAAGGUUUGAUGAGGAUGUCGUCCCCCAGUACUGAGUUUACAGUCAAUUCAUCUUGUGGACACAAAGAUGUUGAAGAAGAAACCCGAAAUCCCGAACAACGAUCCACUGAAGGGUGCUUGGAGCAACAAGGCAUCACUUCAGAAGAAAGACCUGGACCAGGAACCGCUGUCUGUCAAAAAAACAGAAAGCUAGUCAACACAUGUUGGAAUCAAGAGGUUUUGAUGCAGCAAAACUGUAACAGAAGUGCUUCUGAAUGUUUACACCUGAGAGUUGGAUCUACUUUCCAACAGUUAAUACAGGAGAGCUCCUCGGAAGUGAAACGGAAACCUGUAAAACGCAGUGUCAAAUCUGAAAAGGAAUUACUGGAGUUUACUUUGAAGUAUCAAAAAGUGAUUGCAGAAAGAGAUGCGGCUAUUGCUGUUCGAGAUAAGCUCGAGUCUCUAUGCAGGGAGUUACAACGUCAAAACAAAAUGCUCAUGGAUGAAUGCAAGAGAGUAUCUACUGAAGGGCAAAACAUGAGGUCAGAUCUAUCUACAAAAUUCCACGAUGCAAUUAAGGAUGUGAACAAUAAACUUGAAGAGCAAAAAGACGAAUGCCUUUCUCAACUCAAGGAAAAUGAAACGUUAAGAAACAAAUUGAAGCAUCUUGCUGAUCAGUAUGCGGUCUCUGAACAGAAAUUUCAACAGAAGUUGAAGCAGAAAAUGCUGGAACUUCAGCUUGCAGAUCUAAAAAUUCAACAACAUCAAGAAAAGUCAGUUCAGGAACAAACCCAAAUGCAGUUGUAUGCCGAACAGGUGUCACAGCUGUUGGCAACUGAAAAGAAUCUGCGGUUGCAGCUGCAAGCUGAUGGGGAAAAAUUUCAACAGUUCCAAGAUGCAUUGUUGAAAAGUAAUGAGGUCUUUGAAGCAUUUAAAAAAGAGAUGGAAAAGAUGGCAAAAUCGAUAAAGGAUCUUACGAAGGAAAACAUUUUCUUGAAGAGCAAAUGUGAGAAGACGGAUGUUUCACUCAUAGAACUUGUUGAGGAGCUGGAACACCUGAAGAAACAGCUGGAAAAAAUGAAGAAUCAGAAGGAAAAGCUUCAAUCACUUUGUCGGUCACUUCAGGCGGAAAGGAAACAGAAUCCAGUUGGCUGCAAUCAUACUUCCGAAUCGCUUCCUACUGAAGUACGGGUUGGUUCCACAGAAGAAGAAUGUUCCUGAAAAUUUUUUCAAGUGAUACCACAGUUCUGUUGCGGUUUCUUACAUUAUGCCAACUUUCCUGUAUGUGUAUCGGAUGCAUGUCUUCUUUUUUGUGGCAUUUCUUAUUAUUUUGACGUGGGCAUAUAUCCUCAAGUCAGAAAGAAUUAUAUGUAGAUGUAAACUUAUUACAUCUCCUUUUUGGAUGGGAUGAUGAAAUCCAUCUUCGAACUGAUGAAUUUG